Molecule: messenger RNA, 391 nt
Organism: Racocetra persica
Lineage: Eukaryota; Fungi; Glomeromycota; Glomeromycetes; Diversisporales; Gigasporaceae
Source: the annotation of a GenBank genome assembly
UUCAGCCAUCUAAUCUUAAUGUAUCCAGAUCUCAAACACCAGUACCUAGCUCCCUAUCUCCUAUAGUUCAUGUUCGUGAAAAGGAAACUACUCAUUUAUCUAUAGAGGAUUUGGCCAACUGGCUAGUGAAUCCUGAGAUAAAAAACAACCCAAAAGAAGAUUCAAAGGAUCUAGAUAAAAAAAUGCCUUGGCCGGUUUCAUUUCCAAAUAAUGAAGAGCACCGAAAAGUAUGGCAAAAAGGAAUUCAGACAGCAAAAGAUAUGUUUAAAGUAGAUGGUGCUGAAUAUACAUUUUUGAUCUGGUUUGCAACAAUUGAGGAAGAUAAAAUAUAUGAAGCCGAAAUGACCAAAGAACAUGCCAAGAAAAUUUUAAAUACAAUAGAUAAUGAUAA